Molecule: messenger RNA, 7337 nt
Organism: Lymnaea stagnalis (great pond snail)
Lineage: Eukaryota; Metazoa; Mollusca; Gastropoda; Lymnaeidae
Source: the annotation of a GenBank genome assembly
CUUUUCUGUUGUGUUCUUACGUCAGGCCGCAAGCAGUUUUGAGCGGUCGGAUGAUCCCAGAAAAUCCAUAACAUCUUUUACUUUAAAGGAUGUCUAUGAUGGGAAAAUUUUGUUUAGACACCAGGAAGACACUGGCGUGUACACCAAGGUCAAUGUUACUAAUGGUGUUUACGUCAGUGAUGCUGUUGAUCUGCGUUUCAAAGUUGAGGAGUUGAGGCUUACGGUUCAGAACAAUACAGGGCUUUUGCUGAGCUAUGGAUCCAGCAGUCUCAUUACGGCUCACAAUCUCAGCGCCGUCACUAACCUAAAUCUUGAAGAGUUGGAAAUAAGAUACAACAUCACUCAAUCCCCUGUUCACGGUGCCUUGCAACGCAUGGAGUACGGCUCCUCUGAAUGGGUUCCUGUGACAUCUUUCUCUCAACGACACAUCAACUCUGGUCGUCUGCGGUAUGUCCACCAGCCAGGGAAGUCUAUAUCAAUGCAGGACAGUUUUAAAUUUGAUGUUAUUUGCAAACACCUUAAGACCCCACCCCACACAUUCAGCCUUACUCUAAAAACAGUCACACUUUCAAUUGAACAAAAUUCUAACUUGAUCUUGAAUCAUCUGUCCUUUGGUAAAUUCACCAAUAAAACCCUGAUGGUGGUGUCCAAUACAGAACAUUUAAACAUGAACAACAUAAUCUACUUGAUAGUAAGGCCACCUCAGUAUGGAUCUCUAUAUCUGAUUAAACAAAAUGUCCAAAACCUGGUCAUCUUUGAGCAAUUCUCACCUCUUCAAAUUGACAACACUUUUACUCAAAAUGAUAUCAACGAGGGCUUUGUAUAUUAUAAAUUUGAGAAACCUGGCUUUGAGCAGACUGAUGACUUUGCAGAUCUUCAAGCAUCCUAUUUUGGAUUUCCACUUAUGGUGCGUGCGUCUGUGCAGUAUUCUCCCGAUAAAGUUGCACCACGGUUCAUCAACAAUGGACUGAAAGAUGUCCCCGAAGGAAGCUCUGCUGUAAUAACAAAACAAGACCUAUCCUUAGACCUAGAGAAGUACAAAAAAUUCAUGUUUUCAAUCAUCCGAGGCCCAGCACACGGUACUGUCAAUGUCAGAGAUCCAAAUUCUUCAGCCAUCUUGAGAAAGAAUGUCUCAUUCUUUACAAUGUCUGAUAUCAAAGAAGGGAAAGUUGUCUACACUCAUGAUGACUCUGAAAACCAAAAAGAUUCUUUCACAUUUUCAGCCAACCCAGUGCUGGAAGAGUCCAAAGGAAAUGUGAAUGAGUUCCAGGAGUUCACAGGGGUUUUCCACAUAAUGAUGAAAAUGAAAAAUGACAACCCCCCUGUUCGGACUGUAAAUAAGGUGUUCCAUGUUGCUGUCGGCCAAAUCAAGUACCUGACCACUGCCGACCUCGCUUUCACUGAUCCCGACAAGGACUUUGAUGACUCUCUGCUGACCUACCAGAGGCAGUCUAUCUCUAACGGGGACAUCCUGAACUCCGUGACAGAGGAGCCUGUUUACAACUUCAGCCAAAGUGACCUGGCUAAGGGUGUCCUGAUGUUCCACCAUAAGGGCGACAUGUAUGCACGAGUCUCCAUCUCUGUGUCAGAUGGCAAGUUCCUCACCACCAGCCUGUUUGAGAUACAGGCAUCUCCUCCAUACUUACUUAUUGUAAACAACACAGGAGUAGAAGUCUUGCAAGGUUCCCACAUCACAAUAAACAGCUUUAACCUGAGCAUUGAGUCCAAUUUGAAUGUCAACCCAGAGGAAGUCACUUUUCAAGUUACUGAAGAACCCAAACAUGGCCUGCUGCGAAUCAAUGGGCGCCAAGUUUUAAAGUUUACCUACUUAGAACUGUUGAACUCCAGAGUUCGAUAUUGGCACAGUAAUGGAGCAGCCACUGAGGAUAAAUUAACCCUCACUGUUAAUUUAGAAUCUGUUCAAACGCAAGUGGCAUUUAGAAUCAAGAUUGUUGCAGAAGGCCUCUCUGAUCCUCCAGAAAUUAUUCACAAUCAAAUCCUCAAAGUUCAAGCACUGCAGUCUGAGGCUAUAACAGAACAUCUUCUCAAAGUUGCCCAUAAGAAUUACCCACCGAAUGAAAUUGAAUUCAUCAUCACCCAGUUGCCUCGAUUCGGACAUUUGAUGAUCAAGGGUAUCCCGGUUAAAACUGGCAACGUCCCAGAAUUCACCCAGCAGGACAUCGCAGACAGGCUCAUUAGUUAUGUCAGUCAGUCCCAAGAUAGCAUCUCAGAUAAGUUUGUGUUUGAUGUGGGAACAGAAUUCCAAAGUUUAAGGCAGCUUGAGUUUCUCAUUGAGAACAUCCCUCAAACACAGCAGGUCAACAGGGUGAACGUCACUGUUGCUGAAGGUGGGACAGUGACUAUUGCCAGCCAGUUAUUGCCUCUAAGAGGGCGCCUGGCUCAAAAUGGGAAGCCUGUGUACUCAGUACUCCAGGCUCCAGUCCACGGUCAAAUUGUGUUGAAAAAUGGCAAGAAGGAGGCACAAGUGAGUUCUUUCACCCUGGAGGAUGUGACUCGAGGCAGGGUUGCCUAUGUCCACGAUGGCAGUGAAAGUGUAUCUGAUGAGUUUGUUGUCAAGGCCGAGGCACCAGAUGCCGCGGUUCCACCGCAACAAACCGUUUUAAAGGUGUCGGUCACACCUGUGGAUGACCAACCCCCUAGGGUCGUGGUCAACACUGGUUUAGAUCUGUGGACAGGGUCCCUGAGCCUGUUGACCAACCAGCAUCUCCAGGCAUCAGACCCUGACUCAAGCAGCACAUUGGUUGAGUAUCGUGUACUAUCGCCACCUUCAAACGGCCACCUUGCUUUCCUGAACAACACAUUCAAGCAAAUUUCGAGGUUCACACAACAAGAUCUGGAUAGCCAGCGCAUAGUCUUUGUUCAUAAAGGUAAGCAAAGGACAGUGCUAAAAUUAAGCUUUUUACCAUGGUCUGUGUCUUUUUUAUAAUUGAGUCUAAUAACAGUAGUCAACCAAGGGAUUAAACUAAUACUAAUUCAUAUUCUGUUGGGGGCAGGGCUCUCGUUCUUUAGGGCCCCAGCUAACACACUGGCUAAUCAAAUAGUAUGAAUUUCUUUGAUAUCUUAGUCAAGAGUUAUUUUAUUUUAAAAAACUUACUCUUUUUUUUUUCUAAUUAGUCAGCUGUAAUCUUAGCUGAUCCAAUUUCACAAAAUGAACAAUAAGAUUCUUCAUUGUUAUACUACUGCUUUUGUAAUGUUUCAUGAUAUGAGAUCUUAAUACUAAUGAAUUAUUUUCAAAUAUUUGUAUUGCUUUACACUAUCCAUUUUACACAUCUUUACAAACAAUUCUUAUGCUGCCAUAUUUUUCUUGAGAGAUCUCUUCACCCCACCAACCCUCAUGAUAAGUAUCUCAGGCCAUUUCCUUGGCCGAUUUUAAAUGCUGACCCAAGGGAAAAGUACAACCUCAAAUAAAAACCAGGGAAUAACACAUGUGUUAUAAUUAUAUGAACCAUCCAGUUUUAUACCCAAAAUUGCUAGUAAGUUCAUAGGCAUAAUGCUCACUCAUAGUUAGAACCAGUUGGCUAUUGCCUGGCUUUUUUUUUUUUUUACAGCACCACUCCCCUGUAAUGAUAAUGACAUUUCUCUGGUGUAAGGUCCAUUCAAUAAUUAGCCAAGUCACAGUAAAUACUUACUGAGUUAAAUAGUCUGGGUGCAAUGUUUAUUCACUAAUUUAAGUUCUGUUGCAUUCAUUCAUCCCUGUGGCGCUACAGCCCAUGUAGGACUUUGGCCUGCCUCACUACUUCCUUCCACUAACUAAUGCUUUUCAUUCCGUGCUUGAUUUCCUAGCUGUUGUAUAUUUAUUCCACAUCAUCAAUCCAUCUAAGCCCUAAGCUUAGGUGUGCCUUUGAGCCGUUUACCUCUGGGGGUUUGUACCCUCUUCACUCCUCUGUCAUUUGGCAUUCUUUCUUAGUGUCCUGCCCAGCAUAGCCUACCCAUUUUUAUUUCUGCUACUGGCAUGGGAUCCUGAUAUAGACUGUACAAUUCCUGGUUGGUUCAUAUUCUCCAUCCAUAUUCAUGGUUCUGUUGCAUUAACCCAUUAAAUUUGGUUAAACAAAUUAUCUGAAUAAUAAAAUGUUAAAAUUAUGAGUUGUAAUAUGAUCAAAUUAAAUAAACAGUUUUUGAUAAUGGAAAUAUACUUUUUUUUUUCCUUUUAUGUGUGUAGAUUAAUAUUAUAAGAGCAUACAGUUUUUUUUUUUACAUCUGCAAAAAAUGUGGAAAUUGAGGGCAUCAUUCUUAAUAUUUGACAGAAACUAAUCUGUUUUUUUUCUUCUUUUGUUGUAAAAUUCACCAAAUAUUUUUUUUAUGUUAUCUAUGGGCAUUAAACAGUAUUUGUUAUUGACACUCGAGAUGUAAAAAUGGCCUAAGUCUAUGAAAUGCUUUUUUUUUACUUUUACCGAAGGGUAUGCUUGAAAACCAUUCUAUUUAAAAACUAAAUGGGUUUUUAAAAAAAAUAUUUUGUUUGAAAAUGUUUGCAUUUAAAAAUCUUUCUAUUCACAGGAAGUGAAAUGGGAGAGUUCACCUUUCAAGCAACAGAUGGCCGCAGCAAAGAUGAAACCCAUGUAUUCAAACUGAGGGCCAGGCCAGUCCAGCUUACCCUUGCUGUCAGUGGCUCCAUCAAAGCAUUCCCAGGGGUCCCGCAGCCCAUCACCAAUAUGUCUCUGUUGGCCAAAACCUCAUCCAGUAACUACACGCACCCCAUUGUCUUCACCAUUCUGGAGCCACGGCCAAGGAAAGGAAAACUUGUGUCCAAAGCCAACAAACAGGCAGAAAUUAACUCAUUCACCCAAUUUGAUAUUAACGAGGGGAUAAUCUACUUCCAACCUUUUAGUUCUAUAAGGAACUGGUCGGAGAAAGAUCAAAUAUUCUUUGAAAUAACAGCUGCCUACGCUCAGAUGCUGAGCAACCAAACUUUAAAAGUGGAUAUUUCUUAUUCUAAUAUCAAUGAGGACAACUACCAGACUCUUCUGAACAUCAAAACACCUUACAUCAAAGAAGGUGAUAAAAUCCCGAUAUCCAAAGAUAAUUUUGACUCCACUGACUUUGUUCUGAAAUUACAGACUUUCAGAGCAGGUGUGAGUGUAGAGCUUUCAUUCAUGUCCUCAGCAAACCAUGGGUACUUGUGGUUUAAAGGAAGGGCGGCGGAGGUUGGUGAGGUGUUUACACAGGAAGAUCUGGACAGUGGCCUGUUAACAUACAGACACGAUAACUCUGACACCUUAAGGGAUAAAUUUCUGUUCACUGUAAAGAUCAUGAUCCCAAGAUCCUCGGGAGAACUCAGCAAUUCCACUGCCAACACAUUCAGGUUUGACAUUUUCAUUGAGCCUAUCAAUGACAUGGGGUUUGAGAUGGUGACACUGCAUCCCAGGAUUCUUGUCCUUCAGGGUUCCGAGGUUGUGGUCACCUCUCAUGCUUUAACCACUGUUGACCUUGACACUGGGCCAGAAGGGAUAGAGUACACCAUAUUAACCCAGCCGAAGAACGGGAUAUUGGUCAGGUCCCCAGAAAACAAAACUCAGGUUGUGACCUUUACCCAGAAGGACAUAGAUGAUGGAAGGUUGAUAUUUAAACAUGAUGGAUCAAGGGAAUCCAGCGGCUUCUUAUAUUUUAAAGUCUGGGAUGGAAUGUUCCAGCCUCAUUUCAGCAACAUGGACAUCAAUGUGACACCUCUGUUUAUAGAAGUUGGCAAAAAUGCUCAUGUGCCUGUGAUUCAAGGCAGCAGGUCAGUAAAGCUUUCCAACGUAUUCCUCAAUGUGUCCACCAAUGGGGAUUACAACGCCCUCACAUACAAGAUCACUCAGGCACCUCAGUUUGGUCGGCUAAGAAUGUUAAACUCACCUGCAAGAGAAUUCAGACAAGCGCACAUAGACGGUGGAGCUAUAACAUACGUGCAGGAUAAAGAUUCACCAGGAGAUGACUUUUUCGUUUGCGAUAUUGCCUUGCACAAUAUUGACUGCUCCAUUGAUACAGUGCAGAUUGAUGUGGUCAUGAAGCCCCUCAUCAAACAAGGUCCUCUUGUCACUUCAAAGGGCCUGCCUGUGGCCAUUACUCGGUCAAGCCUUGAUGCCAGUGAGCUUGUACAAAUCACCAGUGACAAUCCUCGAUUCAGCAUCUCUAUCCCUCCGAAACAUGGUAAAAUAAUGCGGCGGCACAGGCAGCGACGCCAGGCCAUUUUGGAAAAUAAUUUUCAGCCAGUUUCCACCUUUACUUUUGAGGAUAUUCUUUACACAAAAAUUUACUAUGUGGCAAAUGGUGUUAAUAUAAAUGACAAGACCGAUAACUUUACGUUUUGGUUGUCUGCCAAAGGUGUGCCAUCUGCCAAAGGAGAGCUAGUUAUACAUUUGAAUGAUCCAGUUCAGAGAGAAAAUGAUAAUGUGGACAAGAAGCCUGGAAAGGAUGAAGGCAAAUCUCAUGAUGAAGAUGAAGAGAAAGACAUUGUUACAGAAAGUGAUGUUGGGGAAAAGCAGCCUGUAUUAGAUUCUGAGUCUGAUUCUGAUGAUAAUGGUAAUGUUGUAAUAAUUGCCAUUGUUCUCUCAUUAAUCUUCAUUUUAUGUGUCAUUAUUGUCUUGGUGGUGUUGUUCCUACGCUGGCGAAGGAAGAACCAAGCAGCAUUGGUGCAUGAGACAAAAGCAACAAAAAUUCGACCUGUUAUUAGCGGACCAUUACAAUUAGAGCAGCCUCAUGUACUGAUAGAGGCACAUCAAGAUGGGAUGAUUUCACCCAACAGUAGGGACAGCACUGCUCUUAUGGUGGGCCAAGGAGAGGAAAAUGAGUAUGUCAAUACAUCUCACAUGAGCAGCACACAUGAAGCCUUGCAUCUGCUGAAUGGCAGCUCUCCUGGUUCCCCAGAUAUUACAAGGGUGGAGAUCAACCACGCCACACCUGGGUUGAAAUCCACACCCACACAUGAUAGCCAGUCUGAGCAAGCUUCUGAGGAAAUAGAACGUUGCUCAACUGUGACCAGUGGAAGAGGUUCAAAUGCCAGUAAUGACCUUAUGGACUGGACAUUGAUGGACCCUGAUCUACUACAACACUGCCGUACAACGACACCUGUUUUACGCAAUAAUCAAUACUGGCUGUAGAGCUGAAACUUACUCUCCACAUCUCUAAUUUCUAUUACUUACUAGUAUUACCUGUAAGGUUGCCUACAUUAUCCCUGCAGCGGAAAACUCAUUUUCUGAUGAUUUAGUCUUAUCAGAUAUGUUAAAGCCAAACCUUUUCAGUUCAAUAUCAUAACCAUACAUACUAGAAACAACCCGCCAAACAAUGGUGGCAGCAAUGCAUGACCUUCCCAUCUGCUAAAGUUUCUUGACAAAACAUGC